Messenger RNA from Linum tenue, 2099 nucleotides. Lineage: Eukaryota; Viridiplantae; Streptophyta; Magnoliopsida; Malpighiales; Linaceae. The record is from the annotation of a GenBank genome assembly.
GAACCGAGGGCGGGUUAGGGCUUCAAAAUGGCGGAGGGACAGGGAGAAAGGAGGGAAGCUUCUACUGCCAUUCACACUGGUUUAUUCACUUCCUCUCCAAAUCCACCCUUCACAGCUCCGUCGUCUCCGUUGAAGCGGAGUUUGAAACCGGGAAGAAAGAAGCGGUGCCGAAAAAAUGGCGCUAGCUUUCGACGAAUACGGGCGGCCGUUCAUCAUAAUCAAGGAGCAGGAGCAGAAGACUCGAUUGCGGGGUCUCGAUGCUCAGAAGGCCAACAUUUCCGCCGGAAGGUCCGUCGCUCGUAUCCUCCGGACUUCGCUCGGUCCCAAGGGGAUGGACAAGAUGCUCUCCAGCCCAGACGGCGACGUUACCAUUAGCCAAUGAUGGGGCAACGAUCUUGGAGCAGAUGGAUGUAGACAAUCAAAUCGCCAAGCUGAUGGUGGAGCUAUCUAGGAGUCAGGACUAUGAGAUCGGUGAUGGCACCACAGGUGUCGUAGUCAUGGCUGGAAGUCUUCUAGAGCAAGCUGAGAAGUUGCUAGAACGUGGGAUUCAUCCCAUUCGAAUUGCAGAGGGCUAUGAGUUGGCGUCGAGAAUAGCCGUUGAGCAUUUGGAGCGUAUUGCUCAUAAGUUUGAAUUUGGAGAGAAUAACAUAGAAUCGCUUGUCCAGACUUGCAUGACUACUUUGUCUUCAAAGAUUGUGAACAGAUGCAAGCGUAAGUUGGCUGAGAUCUCAGUCAAAGCAGUCCUUGCUGUGGCCGAUUUAGAGAGAAAAGAUGUGAACUUGGACUUGAUAAAAGUUGAUGGGAAAGUUGGCGGGAAGUUGGAAGAUACUGAACUAAUAUAUGGGAUAGUUGUUGACAAGGACAUGAGUCACCCGCAGAUGCCUAAGCAAAUUCAAGAUGCAAACAUUGCUAUUUUGACAUGUCCCUUCGAACCCCCGAAGCCAAAGACCAAGCACAAGGUGGACAUCGACACAGUAGAGAAGUUUGAGACUUUGCGUAAGCAAGAGCAGCAGUAUUUUGAUGACAUGGUUCAAAAGUGCAAGGAUGUUGGUGCAACUCUGGUUAUCUGCCAGUGGGGAUUUGAUGAUGAGGCGAACCAUUUGUUGAUGCACAGAAACCUUCCCGCAGUACGUUGGGUUGGUGGAGUAGAGCUAGAGCUGAUAGCAAUUGCCACAGGUGGCAGGAUAGUUCCAAGAUUCCAGGAGUUGACAGCUGAGAAGCUAGGGAAGGCUGGUUUGGUUAGGGAGAAGUCUUUUGGUACCACAAAAGAUAGAAUGCUGUACAUUGAACAUUGUGCAAAUUCCAGAGCUGUUACUAUUUUCAUUCGUGGAGGUAACAAGAUGAUGAUAGAAGAGACCAAGCGAAGCAUCCAUGAUGCCCUGUGUGUUGCUAGGAAUCUCAUCCGCAACAACUCCAUCGUGUACGGCGGUGGUUCUGCUGAAAUCGCUUGCUCAAUUGCUGUAGAAGCUGCUGCGGACAGAUAUCCUGGAGUUGAGCAGUAUGCCAUUCGAGCAUUCGCAGAUGCUUUGGAUGCUAUCCCUAUGGCACUAGCAGAAAACAGUGGGCUUCAACCCAUUGAGACUCUAUCUGCUGUGAAGUCCCAGCAAAUCAAGGAGAACAAUCCCCACUGUGGAAUUGACUGCAACGACGUGGGCACGACGGAUAUGCGUGAGCAGAACGUGUUCGAGACACUGAUAGGGAAGCAGCAACAGGUCUUGCUUGCAACGCAAGUAGUCAAGAUGAUACUGAAGAUUGAUGACGUCAUCUCUGCUGCUGAGUUCUAGUUCACCAUGUUUUGCUUUUUUCCCGUGGUAUCCUAGUUCCGAAAUGCAUGUUCUUAUUUAGCCUUGAUUACAAUGUGGUUCACUUGGUGGGAGAGUUUUUUUUUUGCGACUCUCAGCUUUGGCUUUUACUGGUUGUAACAUGUAUGUUGGCAUCAGUCGUUAGUUUAUGUAGUUGAGGAGCUGGCAUGGCGCUGAAUUUUGUUUCUUUGUUGUUAUGUAGUUGUGGUCCGUGACUUGCCUUGUCCAUUGAAGUAUAUUUUCUGUGCCGUCAAUCAAUUGAUGUCGUCGAGUUAUUUCAUUGCGCCAUUGGUUUGA